Drechmeria coniospora is the source of this 1341-nucleotide messenger RNA. Its product is annotated as phosphomevalonate kinase. Gene Ontology annotation, molecular function: phosphomevalonate kinase activity; ATP binding. Bases 1 to 1341 code for a protein of 446 amino acids. Gene Ontology annotation, biological process: ergosterol biosynthetic process; isopentenyl diphosphate biosynthetic process, mevalonate pathway. The record is from RefSeq and is a predicted model, not a curated record. Gene Ontology annotation, cellular component: peroxisome. NCBI's taxonomy places the organism in Eukaryota, Fungi, Ascomycota, Sordariomycetes, Hypocreales, Ophiocordycipitaceae. The transcript is spliced from 2 exons.
AUGGCUGGCCACCAAAACCGCACCGUCGCCGUUUCCGCCCCGGGCAAGGUGCUGCUCGCGGGAGGGUAUCUUGUCCUCGACCGGCAGCACACGGGUCUCGUCUUGGGGCUGAGCGCCAGGAUCAACAUCGUCGGCAGCGGGAUCGAGACGAGCGAGGGCGUCCAGUUGAACGAGAUUGUAGUCGAGAGCCCACAGUUCCUAGAAGCCCAGUGGCGAUAUGGAUAUCACCUCGCUCCCCACGGCGGCGGCAUCAAGGUCACGCAGCUGCAGGUGGGCGACAAAAUCAGCGCCAACAGCUUCGUCGAGACAACGCUCAGCUACGUGCUCAGCUACAUCGACCACAUGACGACCAAGUCGGCGGCGCACGGCAAGAUCAGCUCGGUGCGCCUCGUCAUCCUCGCCGACAACGACUACUACUCCCCAUCCGCCCGUGCCGACCCGAGGCCCGGCCGCUUCGCAAAGUUCUCGGUGCCCCUGAGCGGCGCCAACAAGACGGGGCUCGGCUCCUCGGCUGCCCUCGUCACCGCCCUCACCGCCGCCCUGCUCGGCUACUAUCUGAGCAGGGAGUCAUUCGAUAUGGCGACGGCCGACGGCAAGCGUACGCUGCACAACCUCGCACAGGCGGCCCACUGCGCGGCCCAGGGCAAGGUUGGUUCCGGCUUCGACGUCGCCGCCGCCGUCUACGGCUCCUGCACCUACAGAAGGUUCUCCCCCGAGAUCCUCCAGGGGCUCCCCGCACCCGGGUCGCCAGGCUUCGGCGAACGACUCGCAGCCGUCGUCAACGGUCCAACGCCGGCGUGGGACGUCGAGGUACGGACCGACGGUCUGCGCGUUCCCAAAGGUCUGGCGUUGCGCAUGUGUGACGUCGACUGUGGCAGCCAGACGGUGGGCAUGGUCAAGAAAGUGCUCUCCUGGAGGAGCGAGGACCCUCAGCGGUCCAAGGAGCUCUGGGACCAUCUCCAGCGGAAGAACGACAGUCUUGCGGCGACGCUGCGGGACGGCAAACUGGACGCGCUCCCGACGGCCAUCCUUGCCGUCCGGGAGCUCGUUCGCGACAUGAGCAAGAGCAGCAAAGUGCCUAUCGAGCCGGAGUCCCAGACGGAGUUGCUGGAUGCCGUCAGCGCCGUCGAGGGUGUCUACGGCGGAGUCGUUCCCGGUGCCGGCGGCUUCGACGCCCUCGCCUUGCUCAUGCGAGACGACGAGGAGACGAAGCGUCGUGUCGAGUCACGCCUCGCCGAGUGGAGUCGAGAGAAGGGAUCGGUUGUGAGGCUGCUGGAGGUCGUCGGCGAAAUGGAAGGCGUCCGGGAAGAGCAACUAGAUAUUUAUUCCGGAUGGCUGUAA